AUGUGCUUCGGCAGCCGCAACGUCCACGAUGAGGCGGGGGCUGCCCGCAGCAGGGAGCUCGACAAGGCCAUCCGUGCCGACGAGAAGCGCUUGCAAAAGGAGGUCAAACUGCUGCUGUUGGGCGCCGGCGAAUCAGGAAAAUCGACUGUCCUCAAGCAAAUGAAGCUGAUAUAUGCUCAAGGGUUCAGCAAGAAUGAAAAGAUCGAGUGGAAGCCUGUUGUGUUUCAAAAUAUUGUGCAGUCUUUCAGGCUUAUCCAUGAUGCCAUGCAAGAGUUGGACAUUGAGUUCGAGAACAAGGAGAACGAGGCAUGUGAAAACUCUGCAACUUUUUAUUUUCACGACAGCCCGUCUCACGCACUCGACGUCUCGCCCGCACUCGCCCGCCCCCAUCCCCCGGCCCUUGAUCCGAAUAUAAGCCUGAUUAUGGAAGAGCAAGAACUCGGCGCCCACGACGCGUUACCGAUCGAGUUUCUAGACCCUAUCAAAGCACUAUGGGUAGAUGCCGGUGUGAAGAAGGCGAUUGCAAAGGGCAACGAGUUUGCGCUACAUGACAACCUGGACUAUUUCUGUGACGACCUCGACCGUAUCUGGGACAAGAGUUACGUUCCGACAGACCAAGAUCUGCUCCGCUCAAGACUGAGGACAACUGGUAUCACCGAGACCGUAUUUGACUUGGGCCAGCUCACAUACCGUAUGUUUGACGUCGGUGGCCAAAGGUCGGAAAGGAAGAAGUGGAUACAUUGUUUCGAGAAUGUCAACUGCCUUCUUUUCCUUGUCGCUAUUUCAGGCUACGACCAGUGCCUAGUUGAGGACAAGGACGGAAACCAAAUGAAUGAAGCCUUGAUGCUCUGGGAAUCGAUUGCAAACUCGCAUUGGUUCACAAAAUCGGCACUGAUCUUGUUCCUCAACAAGAUGGACCUGUUCAAGGAGAAAAUCACAAAGAGUCCCAUUACCGAAUAUGGGUUUACCGACUAUCACGGACCAUCCGACGACUGGAAGCAGACGAGCAAGUACUUUAUGGACAAGUUCAGGGCACUUAACCGUAACCCGGAGAAAGAGAUAUACGGGCACUUCACAAACGCUACCGACACGAACCUGCUCAAGAUCACUAUGACGUCUGUACAGGACAUGAUCAUACAACGCAACCUUAAGCAACUCAUCUUGUGA
Messenger RNA from Pyricularia pennisetigena, 1167 nucleotides. RefSeq lists its product as uncharacterized. The record is from RefSeq and is a predicted model, not a curated record. Gene Ontology annotation, cellular component: heterotrimeric G-protein complex. Gene Ontology annotation, biological process: G protein-coupled receptor signaling pathway. The transcript has 5 exons. Gene Ontology annotation, molecular function: GTPase activity; GTP binding; G-protein beta/gamma-subunit complex binding. The coding region runs from base 1 to 1167 and encodes 388 amino acids. NCBI's taxonomy places the organism in Eukaryota, Fungi, Ascomycota, Sordariomycetes, Magnaporthales, Pyriculariaceae.